This is a messenger RNA of Penaeus vannamei (Pacific white shrimp), 4962 nucleotides long. Its product is annotated as lysosome membrane protein 2. Gene Ontology annotation, molecular function: scavenger receptor activity. Gene Ontology annotation, cellular component: cytoplasm; membrane. Lineage: Eukaryota; Metazoa; Arthropoda; Malacostraca; Decapoda; Penaeidae. The record is from RefSeq and is a predicted model, not a curated record.
UAAGGUGUUAGUCGUCUCCUGCCAUCCGCUGUUUGAGCACCAUGAUGCUGCGUUUGUCAGCUGGAGAUUUGUGACAUGAACAUCUUUUUUUAUGAGUUGAAGGGUGCAUUAGACAGUGAUUAGAGUGUUCUUGUUUGACUUGUGGAGUGAACGAGUCUGUCAUGUGGAGAAUUGAUGUUGAUUCUGUUUUGGAAACUGGCGGGCACGUGAUUAAUUGCUGAGUGAAUUGACUCGUGAUUUAUUGUGUUUACAAAGAAUUAAUGACGUGAGCAUCUGGCCUGAUUUAAAUAAGGACUUUUAUCGACAACUUGACACUCUUGAUAUUAUAAAUUAUAGUGAGAAAAUUAAUCAUUACUCAAGAGUCUUUGUUUAUCGUGCCAUUAGCAAAUCGUGACUGGAUUCCUGCGCCGUUUCGAAAUGUCAGCUCCUCACAGCUCGAAGUGACGAGUCGAAGGCUAAGCACCGACGCUCGUGCCAUGAAACGGGCUCCUCGAGGGUGAUGUGCGACGCCCAGGGGAUGCCCCAGACCGUGUGAAGGCGCGGCGUGUGAAAGUCUCCCGAAGGACCUCGUCUCGACAAGCAUCUCAGCGCCCGCGCAGGACCGACGCCGCGAAGAUGGGCGAGGUGGCCGAGGAGAGCUUCGACAACUACGGCAACAACCGCAUGAAGACGGUGGUGGACAGAGUCAACCGAAAUGCGAGGUGCCGCUGCUGCCUGUGGAUGGUGGCGCUGUGGUGCGCGGCCACGGUGAUCUUCAUGCUGGCGGGAUACGACCGGGUGGUGCACUCGGUGGCCGUCGACCAAAUGGUGCUGAAGCAGGGCAGCCAGAAGUACGAGGCGUGGGUGGACACGCCCGUGCCCGUCUACUACAAGGUGUUCGUCUUCAACCUGACGAACCCCGAGCAGUUCAUGGCGGGAGGGCGGCCGCGGGUGCAGGAGCGCGGGCCCUACGUCUACCUCCUGAAGGAGUCGAAGGAGGAGGUCAAGUUCCACAAGAACGGGUCGGUGACGUACCGGACGCGGCCGCUGUACUUCUUCCAGCGGGACAUGUCCGCCGGCUCGGAGGACGACGUCAUCAUCUCCGUCAACAUCCCCUUCGUCAACGCCGCCGACGCCGUCAAGGACCAGGGCUUCCUGCGCAUGGUCAUCCAGAUCGCCAAGAAGAUCCACGGCUUCGAGACCCUGCGGAAGCUGACGGUGGGCGAGCUCCUGUGGGGCUACAAGUCGCGCGUGAUCGACUGGGCGCGGACGCUGCAGGAGCUGCCGUACCCGCACCAGCUGUUCGGCCUGCUGGUGGGCUUCAACGACUCCAUGCAGGAGCCGUACACGAUGCACACGGGCAAGGGCGACGCGGCCAAGAUGAACCAGAUCAUCGCGUGGAACGGCCGCGAGCGCCUCGACUUCUGGAGCGGCGAGCGAUGCAACGAGAUCCGCGGCACCGACGCCAACGGCUUCGCGCCCGGAGUCAGCAAGCAGGACACGCUCUACAUCUUCAACGGGCAGCUGUGCCGGGCGAUCCCCCUCGUCUACAACGACACCGUCAUCCAGUCGGGCAUCGCCGCCUUCCGCUUCGUGCCGCCCGACGACGUCUUCUCCUACGGCAAGGCCAACCCGCACAACAACUGCUACUGCAGCGGCGGCGGAUGCCCGCCCGCAGGCAUCCUGGACAUGAAGCCGUGCUACUGGGGCGCCUCCGUCGGCUUCUCCUUCCCGCACUUCUACAAGGCGGACCCCAAGCUGAGGCACAUCGUCCGUGGGCUCAGACCGGACGAGACGAAGCACCGGACGGAGUUCGACAUCUACCCGGACCUCGGGGUUCCUCUGCGGGUGAAGCUCCGCAUGCAGAUGAACGUCAUGCUGGACCGCAGCCAGGCCCUUGAGCGCGCCCGCCACUUCGACGUGGUCCUGCCCAUCUUCUGGUUCGAAGUUGGCGUGGAUUCCUUGCCCGGCGAGGUGGUCGGGCUCCUCAAGCUGGCGCAGAACCUGCCUCCCGUCGUCAAGACCACGAGCGUCACGCUGUGCACGGCCCUCACUCUCAUCUUCCUGAUGCUGCUGCUGGCGCAGACGGUGGCGGCGUGGUGCGGCUGGGGCUCCUCGGGGACCAGCAAGCGCCCCCACACGCCCGAGCACCUCCCGGCCCACCACCACUAUCGGACGUCGACGCCGCCGUGGGACUUCGAGGACAUGCACAAGGCCAGGAACGGCUCCCCGAACGGCUACAAGGAGCCGCUGCCCGCCGACCUCCCUCAGCCCGGCAUAGACAUCCCGAUCAUCGACGACCACACCCUGCUUCCUCCCUACCGCCGGCGGGACACCUCUGACUCGGCCAACGCCUCGGCGCCGCCCGACGAGGACGACGACGACCACGUGGACGGCGACCAGAUCCCGCCGCCCUACAGCCCGGGGCCGCAGCAGCGCACGCCGUCCACGGUGUCCGUCGAGAUCCACACGACGGCCUCCGACGACGACCUCCCCGAUCUCCCUGUGGAUCCUCCGCUCAUGCACACGGUGCCCUUAGACCAGUGUCCGCCGGAGUACGACGAGGCGACGGAGGACCUCCCUCCUCCCGAGGACAUGGACGAGCCCCAGAAAGUGACGCCGUCCACGCCCCCGCCGCAGCCGGGCGAGCCCGUCGUGGCGCCCUUGGCUCGCAUCGACGAGACGCGCAUCGACGGCAGCUCGGGGCCGUCCAACCCGCCGACGCCUCCCCAGCGACCCCCGCGGUCUCCCAAGUCGCCGAGACGACAGUCGCCGUCGCGCUCGACGCCCUCGCCGAGGCCGACGGCGCCGCUGGCGACCUCGAGUCCGCACGGGUCCAAUGGUGUUAGUGCUAGUCGGAGCGAUCUGCCGCCGCCCCUCGAGUCGGACUUAUGAGGGGCGUGGACAGUAAUUCACUUUUCUCUUAUCAUUUUCAGUUAUCGCCAUUGGCCGGGCACAGACAGCGCUCGAGUGCACGUUGCCUGGCCGAUAGAAAGCUUCCACAAUUGAAGAAAAGCUUAGAUAGCAAUUAAGUGCUUUCCUGCCAUAAGUAUUCAUUAUUCGCUGUGAUCUUACGACAUGACAAUCAUUCGUCCUGCGUUUGCGCCGAGGACCCCGCUCUCCUUAGGAUUCAGUCAAGUUGCUCACACAGUUGCCAUACUGUUGUUAAUAGGCAUUAUCAACUGCGGCUCCAUGUCAUUCCUGACCUACGGGUUUCCCUCUGUGUAUUAUUCUGGCCAAAGUAUAACAAAGAGGACCAUUCGCACUGUGGCUUCCGGCUGUUGGCUAUUUCCGUAAAAGGGGAAUGAGCUGUUAAUGCAGGGCAAUGUCUGUGGCACCAGCUUGAUUUUUUUUUUUUUAGAAGAAUUCUGUCGAGUAUUUUAUUUUUUCUUCCCAAAGCGAAAGACAUGUUUUCAAAUUAUCUUUUUCCCACUACCUUUGAUCUCAUUCUUUGUUCAUACAUGUGUAAUGAGGAAUUUUCUCUCUCUCUCUCUCUCUCUCUCUCUCUCUCUCUCUCUCUCUCUCUCUCUCUCUCUCUCUCUCUCUCUCUCUCUCUCUCUCUCUCUCUCUCUCUCUCUCUCUUUCUCAUUCUAUCUCAUCUGGUCACAUUUUAGCUCGAACCCCCUUUUCCUGUCAUUUCUAAAGGUUGUGCUUCAGAUUUUUAUCAGUGUUUAUAUUUUAGUUUCAUUAAAAAAAAUGUAAAUAGGAAAAACGACAGCGUGACUUCAGAUCAAAGAUUUUUUAAGGUGAAGUCAUCAGAAAGGUGCAAAGGGCAUUCAAUACAUAAAUUUGACAAAUCAUACUUGACCGGUAUGAUCUACAUAUAUUAAUAGCAAGAACUUCCAAGACUGAAUGUAUUUAAGUAUGUUCACGAAACAUAGAAUAGGAAUCUAAUAGAAGAAGAAUGAAAAUAAAGUCACAAUUAUAUGAAAAAAAUAAAACAGUAUUUGUGAAUAAGAUAUGUAUAUUUCUUGCUCACGUAUUUAUGCCUUAUAUGGUUCCUGCAAUAUCCAGUCAUGUGUCUUUCAUCUCUCUCUCAUCCUGAUUGCGUCAUCCUAGCCUGCAACAGCUAUCAUAGGAUUGGCCAGUGUAUCCUUUUAAUCCUUCUGUAGGAAUGAAUGUGUUACUGGUAGAUUUAUUUCGAAAAAUCUGCUCCGGAGAGAUUUCUUAGGCGAUUUUAUUGUCCUUUAUAUUUGUAAGAUUUUUUUUUUCUGUGUUUUGUUGUGAUAGGGAGAGUGUGAGGCAUCUUAUUAACACGGGGAUGUGAGAUGUGAAGUGUUUUUAGAAUUUGUGAAAACGAUUAACAAGAAUGAUUUAUUUCCUGUCCUAAUUUAAAGAAAAAUGAUAAUGUAUAUUUCUCAAUUCACCGUUUCGUCAAUGAAUGGACGUUGAUAACUAAUGACGUGUACAAUUGGCAUCACUGUAGCCUCCAUGAAAUUCCAUAGGCCUAUACAGUAUUAUGUUCCUGAAUAUCCAUCUCGAAGCGCCUAGUGAUCCUCAGCUGUUUUAUGUUCCACAUAUUUCUAUGAUACACAUUGUAGUUUUACGCUUUCGCCAUGUUUUUUUUUUUUUUAUUCAUUUGUUCAUGUAGAAUGUGAUCUUCCAUUCAUAAUUCUCCAUCUGUAGGAAUUGCUUACGAAAAUUACUCCUAUGUGAUUUCAUUAUUUUAUUUUUAUUAUUUUUUUUCAUGUAAUCAUGGCCAAUGUUUUUUUUAUAUCAUAGUCUGCUUUAACAGUAUCUUAUAUGUCAUAUUCUACAGUAUUUUAGUGCGAUACAAUGCACACUAUACAACCAAGGGACACAUAUCACCAGGUUAUGCCAUAUAGCAUACAUUUUGCUUCAUAUAUGUAUCAUGUUUAUAUUAUUUAAUCUACGUUGGUGAGUCAUCUGUGCCUUAUCUUUGUAAGGAUAACUGUUAUAUAUAUUUUUGAUAACUGGAAUAUAACUGUCUUAUUGUUUGUGUAUAAAAGUGAACUUUGUUUA